AUGGCACCGGCAGAAGACUAUGACAUCAAUGAGCUACUCCGCGAAGUUUCUGCCGACUCCGGCGCAAGCCCAGAGGUCAUUCCGGAGCCCCCCAGCAAAGUUGCCAGAACAGACAGCCUGGAGGAGACGCACACUAGAGCUCCUGGAACACCAGUCGAUCGACUACUCAGCCGUAUCCCGAGAGAGCUAUCUCCAGAACAUCAUCCAGCAGCAGCUUCGUCCUCUUUGACACCGGCUGAAGAUUUGGGGUCCGAUGGGCGAGUCUCGCGUCAGGUCUCCGAGUUCGAGAAUCUCCGCCAGAACUAUUACUGCCGCAACGUGAUUCCCGAGGACCACGACCACCAGGAAUGGAGCGGCUCCUUCUUCAACUACCAGCUCGGAGACCAGAUCCUGACAGUGAGCUCGGAGGGGUCCUGGAACUUCAUGGCAAAGCGAAAUGAUGAGAUCUCCCUCAAGGACCUGACUGCCGAGGAGAGGGUUCUCUUUGACGAAUCCGACGAUGUGGAGUGGACGGCAGUGGAGAAGACGGGCACCAUCAAGGUUCUCAUGGGCAAGGAGGCGAACGACAUGAGAAAGAAGUAUCCUGAUCGAAUCCUCUCCUCAAGGAUGGUCAGGAGAAAGAAGCCGCAGCCGGAGCUACACUCGUGGAAGGCCAAGAGAGCGCUCAUUCAGAUCGUGGUCCCGGUGUACGGGCUAGAUGACGUCGAUGACUUCAUUGUGGCGGCUACGCCGGCUCACUAUGAGGCCUUGCGUAAGUCAAUGACAGAACGGUUCCACUUCGGGAAGUGGGAGAAGGGUGAGGAGGAGUUCCAGGCACUUCGCUCCUUGGUCUUUAAGAUCAACUGGGUUGGAAGAGAGAGUCGACCAGAAGCUGCGGGCAUUGCCUCACUGAUGGCCAGUCGCCUCCCAAGAGCGACCAUUGGGGAUGUGAUCAUCGUGAAUCGGUUCGUCAGCUUCCUCAGGUCGACAGCAGAGCGCCCCAUGAAGAUCUGGCGUUUCCAUCCCGAGGAGAUGUGCUUCAUCGCUGUCUCUGAUGCGGGCGGCAUUAACAUGCAGGGCACGGACCUGGUGGAUGCAGAGGGCUUGCCUAUGGAUGCAACUCAGGGGGCGUGGAUGGUCCUGACUGCGGGGGCUCUUCCGCAAGGGAAGGCAGCAGUACGGGCCUCACCAAUCACCUGGCGCUCCUCUCGCCUCAAGCGCAAGGUGUUUUCUACGUUUGGUGGGGAGACGCAGGCGAUGCUGCAGGGCGUGAACGAAGUCGACUGGGAGAACCCCAGUGGGAAGCAGGACAGAAAGAGCGCCUUGGAGCUUGCCAUCAUCCUGAAGGACCUCCAGGAGACACGCUCGAUGGUGCGAUGGGUUCCGCACCAGAAGAUGCUAGUGGACAGCCUCACUAAGCUGGACCCCCUGAAGGCGAACGACGCUUUGCACCAGUUCUUGCGCAGCGGCUGGCUGAGUCUCGUAGAUGUACAGGAGGAGUUGACUUGCCGGAAGACGGAUCCGGCAUACAAGUGA
Molecule: messenger RNA, 1515 nt
Organism: Durusdinium trenchii
Lineage: Eukaryota; Dinophyceae; Suessiales; Symbiodiniaceae
Source: the annotation of a GenBank genome assembly